AUGAGCCUGCACCAAGCGCCGAUCCCUGGAAGUUCCUCAGUCAGCAGCCCGUCUUCAGCUGACCGCGUCGACAGCGUCGAGUCUACCGACAACCUCGAGGAGCGCUGCGACGAGGACUUCCAAGACAACUCCGCCGCCAGCCCGUUGCUAGAAGCUGCAACUUGCCACGCAGCUGUCGACGACGAGGGCUUCGCAGCACUCGAAGUGGGGCAACUGCCUCAGCAUCACCUGCCGCACGAGGACUUUCUGGGCCAGCCUUGGUUCCCAAAGAAGGCGGCGGCCGUUCAGCACCAGCAGGCAAACGCCCACUCGCUGAUCGGAUCCUGCGACCUGAGCGACUCGGGAGGGUUCAAGAGCUUUUCGAGCUUUUCGGACUCUCGGGCGUUUGUGAACUACUUGAAGCAGCUUCAGGCAGCUGGGGAGACCCCAAAUCACUACGAGUGCGUCGACGCCACUGACGCCUUCCAAGUGGCGACCGCUCACGGAAGGUGCAGAAGCGGGAGUUUCAAGUACAGCGCGCAUGUUUGCCUGCAAGGGUUCUACUUGGAGGAUUCGUCCGCGCGGCGGGAGCUGAAGAAAGCUCUUGCCCACUUCCUUGAGAAGCCUCCCGAGGCGCUGCGCCGGAGCUGCGAGUUCCUGUUCUACGAGGGGAACAAGGGGGGCGUCCUCGUCGAGGGAUGCCUCAUUGAUUCGACGGUCUACAGCUGCUUCCAGAACUGGCAAACCCUUCACUCCGAGAAGAAGGGGUCGGGCCGCCCCCUCGCUCCCGCAGCGGGAAGCUCUUGCAACAUCGGCGACCAUCUAAUCGGCUUCUAUGGGGCGGCAGAGGUAGUGGCUGCCACAAAAACCGACAGCAACCUUCUGGCGGUUUACAAUCAACGGGAGGAGCCGGCGGCGUCCAUCUCUCGGCGCCCCGUCAACUGA
Molecule: messenger RNA, 924 nt
Organism: Klebsormidium nitens
Lineage: Eukaryota; Viridiplantae; Streptophyta; Klebsormidiophyceae; Klebsormidiales; Klebsormidiaceae
Source: the annotation of a GenBank genome assembly